AUGAUAAAGUUUGGUUUCCUGAUGUUUUUCAUUGUGGUCACCAGAAAUUGCAGUUCAGGGAACCUGGACACCAACAGCUGGGCCAAUCCUGUGUCUUCCUCUCUGUUCAGAAGCUGCAAGGAAAUCAAGCAGGAGUUCACUGGGGCACGAGAUGGCCUCUACUUCCUCCGCACGAAGAAUGGAGCCAUCUACCAGACCUUCUGUGACAUGACCACUGCUGGUGGUGGAUGGACCCUGGUGGCCAGUGUGCACGAGAACAACAUGGGUGGGAAGUGCACAGUGGGCGAUCGCUGGUCCACUCAACAAGGCAACAGAGCAGACUACCCAGAGGGGGAUGGCAACUGGGCCAACUACAACACCUUUGGGACUGCAGAGGGGGCCACAAGUGAUGACUACAAGAACCCUGGCUACUUCGACAUCCAGGCUGAGAACCUGGGCAUCUGGCAUGUGCCCAACAAUAGCCCCCUGAAAAAUUGGAGGAACAGCUCCCUGCUGAGGUACCGCACCUAUAGUGGCUUCCUACAGAACAUGAGUCAUAAUCUGUUCGGCCUGUACCAGAAGUACCCAGUGAAAAAUAAUGGAGGGAAGUGUUCUACUGAUAAUGGUCCAGCGAUACCUGUGCUCUAUGACUUCGGUGAUGCUCAGAAGACAUCCUCUUAUUACUCCCCCAGUGGCCAGAAUGAAUUCACUGCAGGAUAUGUCCAAUUCAGAGUGUUUAAUAAUGACGGAGCAGCCAACGCCUUGUGUGCUGGGAUGAAGGUCACUGGAUGUAACACCAAGUUUCACUGCAUUGGUGGAGGAGGAUACUUCCCAGAAGGUGAUCCCUUGCAGUGUAGUGACUUCUCUGCAUUUGAUUGGAAUGGAUACGGAACUCACAGUGGGUACAGCAGUAGCCGGGAGAUAACUGAAGCAGCCGUGCUUCUGUUCUAUCGUUGA
This is a messenger RNA of Microtus ochrogaster (prairie vole), 936 nucleotides long. RefSeq names its product intelectin-1a-like. The record is from RefSeq and is a predicted model, not a curated record. Gene Ontology annotation, molecular function: oligosaccharide binding. NCBI's taxonomy places the organism in Eukaryota, Metazoa, Chordata, Mammalia, Rodentia, Cricetidae.